Molecule: messenger RNA, 3165 nt
Organism: Pimephales promelas (fathead minnow)
Lineage: Eukaryota; Metazoa; Chordata; Actinopteri; Cypriniformes; Leuciscidae
Product: mRNA decay activator protein ZFP36L2-B
Molecular function (GO): mRNA binding; metal ion binding
Source: RefSeq, a predicted model, not a curated record
UUUGAGGCAACUUUAACAGUAAGUUUGAGAGCUCCUCCUCUUUACGCGCUGACCACGAGCUUAUAUGUGCGGGAUAGAGUGAAACAGACUCUACUGUUCUGGCUCGGCAAUGCACGGUGGGAGAAGAUAUUAACAACAAAAACACGCAACUAGGAAAUCAGCCUUCCUUCUCUGAGUUUCAGACAACUUCUGAGACUAGCAUUUUAUAUUUUAUUAUCUUUUGCACAAACCCGACGACAGUGGCAAACUAAAUCAUUUGCAUCCUCCUGAGGAUCUAGGUUGGUCCGCAAAUGAGAGAUCAUCUGAAACUAUCUUCUUCCGAAGAAACAGAAAUGUCUGCAAACAUCCUAUCCGCUUUCUACGAGAUCGACAUGCUGUACAAGCAGGAGAAGAGCCUCAACAUGAACGCCAUUCACAUUAACAGCAUGCUGGAUAAGAAAGCCGUCGGGGCCCCGGUAACAACCUCAAGCAGUUGUACCAACAACUGCAACUCGUACGAGUCAGGAUUCUUCCGUCGAAACUCCACCAGCAACAUGGAGUCCAUGACGAACGGCAACAAGUAUCCCGCCAGCUCUUACAGCAACAUGAAGGAAAACGCCACAAUGAAUAAGGAGAACAAGUUUCGCGACCGCGCCUACAGCAGCGAGAGCUAUGAACGCGGCCAGCAGCAGCUGCAAAUCCUGCAGCAGAAACCGGGCUCGCAGAUCAACUCCACCCGCUACAAGACGGAGCUCUGCAGGCCAUUCGAGGAAAACGGCGCGUGCAAAUACGGCGAAAAGUGCCAGUUCGCGCACGGCUACCACGAGCUUAGAAGUCUGUCUCGCCACCCAAAGUACAAAACCGAGCCUUGUCGCACUUUCCACACGAUUGGCUUCUGUCCGUACGGCCCGCGCUGUCACUUCAUCCAUAAUGCCGACGAACGCAGACCAGCACCGAGCAACGCCAACAGUAUGCAGGGAGAGUCCACCAAGCCCCCCAGGGGGGAGCCGUUGUGCGGUUACGGGCAGCACCAGCAGGCGGCGGGAUCCUUCAGGGACCGACCGAAACUCCACCACAGCCUUAGCUUCUCGGGUUUCUCCAGCCGCCACCACCACCAUGAACUCGACUCGCCCCUUCUCGAAAGCCCCACGUCCCGCACUCCCCCACCACCAUCUUCCAAUGGUUCCCCCUGCACCACUAACUUCUACGAAGACGUUCUCUCGUCAAAUCGUUGCCUUGGCAACAGUGCCUUCUCUUUCCCCGACCAAGACCUCAAAACUCCGUUUGCGCCGCUGGCCGUGCACACGCACAACGGUUACUGUGGGGACCUUCAGGUCAACAUGGGCGACGGCCUCGUCCACUUGCAGUCCCUCCACCGCCUGUCGGAGUCGCCAGUGUUCGACUCGCCCCCCAGCCCGCCGGACAGCAUCUCGGACCGGGAGAGCUACGCUAGCGGCUCGCUCAGCUCCUCCGGAAGUCUCAGCGGCUCCGAGUCUCCCAGUCUGGACGGCGGGAAACGUUUGCCAAUCUUCAGCAGGCUGUCGAUUUCCGAUGAUUAAUCCGCUUUUAUAGUGAAUUUUGGAUUCGUUUUCUCUCGCUAUUCUCCCGUUAGAUAUGCAAAUUCAGCAAUAGACUUUAAUAUCGAGGGAGAUGGAUUUGUUUGUCAGACUCUUGACAUGGCAGUCGCCUGUUUGAACUGCUUGAUGGCAUUCCACCGGUGCAGUUUGUUGCAUUAACUACUUUCCAGAUGUGUACAAAAGACUUGUUUUUUUUUAACGUGAAAGACAGAGCGGUUCCAGAUUUUCCUUCUAUCUUGCCAAGAAUAUGCCUUGACAAAAAGUAUACAAGUUUUCAAAGUAUGUACUUCCAUUCCAAAAGUUUAUCCAGUUUCGCGGCGCCACCCAGUGGUUCAGUUGGUUUGUGCAGUUUGAAACUCGUUUGGUUUGUUGGGAAAUCACUGCUGAUGGUUGAAUAUAUAUAUAUAUAUAUAUAUUUAGCUGUUUUGUGUGAUUAUAUAGCAGUGCAUAACUGUCUAUAAACUAUUUAACUUAUUUAUUUUAUCUUGUGAAAAGUAUAGGCUACAUUGUUAAUUGUGUCCAUACUGUAUUUAUCGAGUAUGAUGAAGCAAUAGAUAUAUAUUCUUCUAUGUUUAAAUUAAGAUCGCCAUUAUUAAUCUACAUAAAGUGGAGUGUAUGUUCUUUUCACAGUAAUAUAUAUUUUUGUUUGGUCUCUUUUUUUUGUUGUUGUUGUUACUUUAUUUUAUUGUAAAAGAGUACAAAAAAUAAUUUAAGAGGUUGUAUGUUAUAUUUAUUUCAUUAAUUUUGUUUCCUUGUUUACCUUCAUUAAAAAAAGUUUGUGUGAUUUUUGCUGUUUGUUGGGAUGUUACUUUUUUACUAGAGUUUUUUUUACUUGUUUUGGAGAAUUAUUAGACGUGUCCCUUUUGGAUAUGUCUGUAGAAUGUAUAAAUUGUAUUUUGGCAGAGGACCGUCCGAACGUGUACUAGCCUUAGUUUUUCAUAGAAAUUCACAGAUUUCAAAGAUCUCAAGUACAUCGUUUAACCAAAAAGUAUUUUUUCUUUCUUAUAUUUACGUGUAUAUGUAAAACGCACGGAAGCCAUGUGCAUGAGAAUGUAGCAGUCAAGUGCCCCAGUAUUACUGCUUAGUGCCUGUGGGGAUUCACCAUCUUACAUUGCCUUAUGAUUAACCAAAUAAAGUAUUUUCGUACAUGUUAUUGUUUUGCAACAAGAGGAAAUGAAUGUAGUUUGUAAUUUCUUGGAAGGUUGUUAUACCACUUAUUGAUGGAGAGGAUUAGAGGCUUAGAGCAACACUAAGCUGUAUUUUUCUUUCUAUUACUCCCUGUUCCUUGCAUUGUUUUGCCUUUUUGUUUGUUCUCUUGCUUUCCUAUGAUAUGGUAAUGGUCUGAAUCUUCCAAACUUGCUGGACAGGGAAGAGUUUAAACACAUUUGAGAUUGUACAUAGUAGGUACAGGGGAUUCGCACUAUGUACCUUUUUUGACUACUUAAUCAGAAGUAAAGCUUUUUGAAUGUAAUGGGAAAAAAGACAAAAAGAACAGGAUUUGUAACGUUUGUUUUUGGGGAGUCAGUUCACUACAAAUUGCGUGUGAGACUGUUUUGUACUGUACAUUUAUUUUUUUUUUAUUUUUUUUUUGUAGUUCUCCCAAUAAAAU